GUACAUUCUAGGAAACGCGCAUCAAAGCUCAAGCUUCAGUCCCUGCAGGUCGAUUAGCAAAUCAUGGGCCGUUAGAAACUUAUACAGUGGAACCAAAACUUCAGCCUUUUCCUCAAUUCAAUUGACGUACCAGGAAGUAACAAGUACCUGUAGUACAUACCUAUAUAUUUCAAUUGUUAGUAUCAAUUCUGUACCAACUUUUACACAUCAUAUCUAUUACUUACUCUUUUAUUUGCGCAUGAAAUAGACAUUGAUACUUCAAUAUGCCGGCUCGAUCAACCGUUGACCGAUUGGAUCGCCCUAGCGCAUACUACAACAACAACAAGAAUAAGCGAAGACGAACCGAUCGACGAGAUAGCAGAGAUGGCGACAAUGAGGGAGCUUCUGCCCAGGUAGAAGAGCCGCAAGCGGAUCCUCUGGCCAACACCACAACUGUUUACGUUGGAAACCUAUCGUUUUACACAACCGAGGAGCAGGUUUACGAGCUUUUUUCCAAAUGUGGCGAGAUCAAGCGCCUAAUCAUGGGAUUGAACCAUAUCAGCAAGACGCCAUGCGGCUUCUGCUUCGUCGAAUACUACACGCACCAAGAUUGUCUUGACUGCAUGAAAUACAUAGGAGGGACGAAGCUCGACGAACGAAUCAUUCGCACCGACUUGGACCCAGGCUUUGAAGAAGGCCGCCAAUACGGUCGAGGCAAGUCUGGUGGACAGGUCCGAGACGAGUACCGAGAUGACUUUGACGAAGGCAGAGGAGGCCUUGGCAGAGCGAUCCAACUAGAGAGAGAACGCGAGGGACAGAGACGCAAAGAUAGGGAUCCCCAUACAGAAGAGGAUUACGGUCGCCUUAGAUAGGCUAUUCAUGGCGUUUCAAUGAUUCAUUAAUACCUACCCAUAAUGAGAGUACACAUGGCUACAGACAGCCCACCACUAAUUAGCCUUGAUGCCGAUGAUAUAUUCGCCUACUCGCUUCACGAUACAUUGACCACCCUCUUUGAAUUCAUAACAUUCAUAUAAACACAGAAGCCCAUCUGCUCCUCUGAUUCAAGUGCAAUAGUGUACAAUCAGUUAAACGAUAGUUGGUAGCCUAGUAAUC
Hypoxylon fragiforme is the source of this 1092-nucleotide messenger RNA. Its product is annotated as RNA-binding domain-containing protein. Gene Ontology annotation, biological process: mRNA cis splicing, via spliceosome. The record is from RefSeq and is a predicted model, not a curated record. Lineage: Eukaryota; Fungi; Ascomycota; Sordariomycetes; Xylariales; Hypoxylaceae. Gene Ontology annotation, molecular function: RNA cap binding. The coding region runs from base 264 to 851 and encodes 195 amino acids. Gene Ontology annotation, cellular component: nuclear cap binding complex. The transcript has 3 exons.